Molecule: messenger RNA, 552 nt
Organism: Stomoxys calcitrans (stable fly)
Lineage: Eukaryota; Metazoa; Arthropoda; Insecta; Diptera; Muscidae
Exons: 3
Coding region: 1-552 (183 amino acids)
Source: RefSeq, a predicted model, not a curated record
AUGAAUUUUAAAGGGAUUUUUUUCCUUCUCUUCGUUGCUCAACUUUUCAUUACAACUGAGACUGCCCGCAGGCGUUUCCAACUUGUACUUAACAAUUUAACUUGCAACAUCCUCAGCCCCUUGGUAAAACGUUUUGAUUGUGACUUUAAGAAGUUUGCAACAAGUCGCUAUGCCUUAGACGCUAAUUUUCUAUUGCGGCGUGAUUUCAACCAAAAUGCAGAGAUUCAUGCUUUGAUCUAUUUUACCCCAGCCAAAGCUAAAAGAGCUGUAAAGUUCAUGGAUCUGAAAUUAAAUAUCUGCAACAUGCUGACAACGGCAAUGUCCAUGCCCUUGGCUAGAAUAAUUUUGGACGAAUCUAGACGUACGAGUAACUUGCCCUACGAAUGUCCUGUGAGAGGAGAUUUGUUGUACACUUUCAAUAAUUACAGUAUCAGCGCUGAAACUCUGCCCCCAUACUUUCCCUUGAUGACAUUGAAUUUUUCCUUAUUCACUUAUGAUAACCAAGAGUUGAUAGCGGAAUUUUUAUUGGAGGGCACUACACUGUUACGGUAG